Messenger RNA from Musa acuminata subsp. malaccensis (wild Malaysian banana), 1635 nucleotides. RefSeq names its product UDP-glycosyltransferase 73E1-like. NCBI's taxonomy places the organism in Eukaryota, Viridiplantae, Streptophyta, Magnoliopsida, Zingiberales, Musaceae. The record is from RefSeq and is a predicted model, not a curated record. Gene Ontology annotation, molecular function: UDP-glucosyltransferase activity.
CUUCCUAUCAAAUUCAACACUCUCUACUUCUCGUCAUGCAACACCACCUUGCGCCAACCACCGGUAAUGGCGAAAGCAAGACGAGGCCUCACUUCGUAUUGGUUCCCUUCCUGGCGCAGGGGCACAUGAUCCCCAUGGCCGACAUGGCCGUCCUCCUCGCCGAGCGAGGUGCCCGCGUCAGCAUCAUCACCACCCCCGUCAACGUUGCCAGGACCGAGGCCGUCGUCCGUCGCGUCAGGCGAGCCGGCAUCGCGGUCGAGUUCGUCGAGCUUACCUUCCCUUGCGCCGAAUCUGGACUUCCCGAAGGAUGCGAGAGAAUCGACCUGCUGCCUUCUUAUGAAUUGUUGAAACAGUUUCACGACGCUACCGGCCUUCUCCGUCACCCCCUUACGCAGCACCUUCGAGCCCAGCGGCAACCCCCGACGUGCAUGAUCGCUGACUCAUGUAAUCCUUGGACGAAGGGAGUUGCCGAGGAGCUCCGGAUGCCAUAUCUCCUCUUCCACGGCCCCUCCUGCUGGAAUAUGCUGUGCGCACGCAUGAUCCUACGGCACAAGAUCUACGAGCAGAUCGGUGACCCGUUCGAGCCUUUUGACGUGCCCGGCUUGCCUCACCGGCUCGAGAUCAGCAUGGCCCAGACGGCGUGGUUCAUCACCAUGCCGGGGUGGGAAAAGUUCCGCGAGGAGGUCUGGGAGGCGGAGACGGCCGCGGAUGGGUUUGUGAUCAACACGUUUGAAGCCUUGGAGGCCACAUACGUCGAGUGCUACAGCAGAGACGCGAAGGGGAAGAAGGUUUGGACGAUCGGGCCACUGUCGCUGUCGAACCAGGAUCCGGACGACAAGGCCGCGAGAGGGAACAAGGCGUCCGUGGACAAACAUCGAAUCCUUCUCUGGCUCGACGAGAAGGCCCCGAGGUCUGUCGUCUAUGUCAGCUUCGGCAGCAUCGUCCGCCACAGCCCGGCUCAGGUACUGGAGAUAGGGCGUGGGCUGGAAGCAUCCGGCCAGGCCUUCCUUUGGGUGAUCAAGGAGGUCGAUGCGUCGUCCCCUGAGGUGGAGAAGUGGCUGUCUUGCGGCGGCUUCCAGGAGAGGGUCGGUGACAAGGGACUUAUCAUCAAGGGAUGGGCGCCUCAGGCGGCGAUCUUGUCGCACCCGGCGGUCGGAGGAUUCGUGACACACUGCGGAUGGAACUCGGUGGUGGAGGCGGUGUCGGAGGGCGUGCCGAUGGCGACAUGGCCUCACUUCAGCAGCGACCAGUACAUUAAUGAGAGGCUGAUCGUGGACGUUCUGCGAACCGGAGUGGCGGUGGGCGUGACGGUGCCCGACGCCCACGUAAGCGCAGAAGAGAUAGAGAAGGCGGUCUUGAGACUGAUGGACGGAGGCGAGAAAGGAGAAGAGAGACGGGAGAGAGCAAGAGAGCUGGGGAGAAAGGCCAAGGAGGCAAUGGAAGUAGGAGGCUCAUCUUAUGCCAACGUGACACAGUUGAUCCAUUAUGCAUCGCACCAUGAUCAAGCACGAGGAUGAGGAAGAAGCUAUUCGCAUGUGUCCUGUUUUCGUGCCAACUAAAAAUAAGCGUUCUAUGUUGAGAUCGAUAUGUCUUUUUAGAAAGUUCAAACAAAUAAUCCUUCUGCUUAUCGUAAAA